AUGCCUAUCGGAGACCUCCUCGCCCAGAUCAGUGGCGACAAGUCACAGAGCACAUCGCCCGCUCCAACGAGGCCGCCUAUUCCCCCUCCGAAGCGAAAAGCAGAUGACGACCCGCGCAGCACCUUUUCGAAUAAGACACCGCGAACCAGCACAAAUGGCGUCGGCUCUUCUGCCCCGUCGAAACCGGCAGAUGCCCAGAGACCCGGACGGCCUGCAGAGAAGCCAACAACGACUAGUACCGGUUAUAGAGGCAGCGCCGGUCGACCUUCCGAUCGAUCGGCAUCUGCGCCAAGGAGCAUCGGUAAUGGUAACACCGCUACAAAGUCCAGUUCUUCCGGCGCCCGACUCUUAAAUGGGCAAAACACAUCGAGGGUAACCUCGACUCUGCCGAGUCGGCCAUCGCCAUCCACCCCCGCCGCUACACCCAAACCAGGAGCACCGCCGAAGAAGGGAUCAUUCGCUGAAAUUAUGGCGCGAGCCCAGCAAGCCCAAACCAAGAUGGGUCAGGUUGGCAAGAUUCAGCACAAGCCUGUGGAGAAGGUCUUCACCAAAAAGGAGCGGGAAGAGCUGAAGAAGGACGCUAAGAAAGACCCAAAGGCUGCAGCAAGGCAGUCAUCCAAGUUCCAGGGGACAGCGAGAUCAUCAUCCGCGGCCCCAUCACGCAACGGAGCCGGCGCAAACGGAGCAAGUGUCAACCGCAACGGGGCUGUCGACAAAGCAAAGGACCCCCGGGCUGCAGCGAAGGCACGCGCUGCUGCUACAGAGGAGGAGAACCAGAAGAAGCUCAAGAAGGCCGCCGUUGCGACGACAGGUUACACUGGCACCGCCCGUCCAAAACCUGGCGCGGCGUCAGCCAAGAAAAAGCCUGCCCCGGGAGGUGCGCUCCUUAACGCCCGCCCAGUCCCACUCUACGGUGGCUCUGCGAAGCGCUCGCGCUAUGACGAAGAGGAGGAGGACGAGGAACUCGACGACUUUAUCGAAUACGACGACGAGGAUGACGCUGGCCCUCGCUACACGUACGACUCUGAGGGCUCUUCAGACAUGGAGGCCGGUAUGGAUGACGUGUGGGAAGAGGAGGCCAAGGCGGAGCGCGUGGCGCGACUCGAGGAUAUCGAGCAGGAGAAGCUCGAAAAGAGGUUAAAGGCCGAGAAGGAGGAGCGCAAGCGCAGAUUCUAUGAGCAACAAAGAGCUCGACGCUGA
Molecule: messenger RNA, 1200 nt
Organism: Colletotrichum higginsianum IMI 349063
Lineage: Eukaryota; Fungi; Ascomycota; Sordariomycetes; Glomerellales; Glomerellaceae
Product: SPT2 chromatin protein
Exons: 2
Coding region: 1-1200 (399 amino acids)
Source: RefSeq, a predicted model, not a curated record